UCAAAACAAUCAACGCUGCUCGCGUGUGGUGAUACAAAAACCGCGUGCUAACCCAUCUAAAAUAACCGAAUUCCGAAUUGUUUUACGUGAAAUCAACCACAAUGAAGUUAAUGCAAACAGAUAAAAACGAUGCCAAGGGCAAAAAGACGGCAAAUUUGAAAAAGAAGCUGAAACCGGUGCGUAAACAGAAAGGAAAACAAAAGGCGAAGCCAAAAGAUUCGGACGAGUCGGAGGAUGAAGGUAUUAAGCCGCUGAAGGAAACACGCAUCUCCGAUGAGCCGGUUCCGAAGAAGAGCAAAUGGACCAACAGACAGCGUGUGCUGGUACUGUGCGCUCGUGGUAUUAACCACCGCGACCGUCACUUGAUGCGAGAUUUGCGAACGCUAAUGCCACACCACCGUGCCGAACCGAAGAUGGAACGCUGGAAAACGUUGCAGGUGGUGAACGAGAUGAGCGAGAUGAAACACUGCAACAAGGUGAUGCUGUUUGAAGGGCGCCGCAAGCGUGACCUGUACAUGUGGCUAGCCAAUGCGAGCGUUGGUCCUUCGGUGAAAUUUCUCGUCGAAAACAUUCACACGAUGGGCGAAAUGAAGCUGACCGGCAACUGUCUGCGUGGUUCGCGUCCUUUGCUAUCAUUUAGCGAAGAAUUCACCAAACAAUCGCACCUCUUGCUGAUCAAGGAACUGUUGGUACAAAUUUUCGGCGUACCGAACCACCACCCGAAGAGUCAACCGUUCAUCGAUCGGGUGAUUACGUUCACCUACCUAGACAAUAGAAUCUGGUACCGCCAUUUCCAGAUUCUUUCGGAAGAUGGUGGACUGACCGAGAUAGGACCUCGGUUUGUGAUGAAUCCCAUCAAAAUAUUUAGCGGUUCGUUCGGUGGCGAUCCCAUCUGGGAAAAUCCCAUCUAUCAAAGCCCGGCCAAGCAUCGGCAAAUGCUACGGAAGGCAGCCAGUGAGAAGUAUUUGCAAAAGACGAAGAAAAAGGUCGAACGAGAACUCAACGUACCGAAGGACACACACAAACUUACACCGUACGGUGAAAUCUUCAAGGGUGGUGUUGAGGAACGCGUCCAGGAAGUUCUGAAGCAAGAGAAGCAGCGGGCCAGGGAGGAACGGGAACGUGAGAAGAUCGAGAAGAGACAGAAGCUUAUGAAGCAACGGGACGAAAUGCGCAAAUUAAAGUUGGCUAAUGCUAAGAAAUCCACCAAGAAGCGGUUGCCCACGAAAAGGGAAAAGAUGCAGAAGGAAAAGAAUGAAUCGGAUGCGAAGGAAGCAAGGAAAGCUGCGAAAAAAGGAGCAAAGGUUCAGAAAGGGGGGAAAAAGAAGUUUGAUGGAAAGAAGGGAGUAGCAUUGUAA
Anopheles maculipalpis is the source of this 1358-nucleotide messenger RNA. Its product is annotated as ribosome biogenesis protein BRX1 homolog. Gene Ontology annotation, cellular component: nucleolus. Lineage: Eukaryota; Metazoa; Arthropoda; Insecta; Diptera; Culicidae. Gene Ontology annotation, biological process: ribosomal large subunit assembly; rRNA processing. The transcript is spliced from 2 exons. Gene Ontology annotation, molecular function: rRNA binding. Bases 102 to 1358 code for a protein of 418 amino acids. The record is from RefSeq and is a predicted model, not a curated record.